This is a messenger RNA of Loxodonta africana (African savanna elephant), 2701 nucleotides long. RefSeq names its product purinergic receptor P2X 1 (gene P2RX1). The transcript is spliced from 11 exons. Gene Ontology annotation, molecular function: extracellularly ATP-gated monoatomic cation channel activity; purinergic nucleotide receptor activity; ATP binding. NCBI's taxonomy places the organism in Eukaryota, Metazoa, Chordata, Mammalia, Proboscidea, Elephantidae. The coding region runs from base 249 to 1463 and encodes 404 amino acids. The record is from RefSeq and is a predicted model, not a curated record. Gene Ontology annotation, biological process: response to ATP; calcium ion transmembrane transport. Gene Ontology annotation, cellular component: plasma membrane; nuclear inner membrane.
ACUGGCCUGCACUCCAUUGCCUGCAGUGGCCAAGAGCAGCUCUGACCACCCGAGGUCUCCCUCCCAACCCAAGCAUCUCUAGUCUGACCUCUGAUUCCUGAUCUCUGACCUCAGCUGCCCUACCCUGGCCUGCCUAAGUGCCUGGGAAGCCCCCAGAGGCCCAGCUGUGGUUGUGGGUACUGACGCCCUACUCACUUCAAGCCCUCAAGAGCAGGCCGUACAGGGGCUCAGCCCCACCCUGGCCCACCAUGGCGCAGCAGCUCCAGGAUGAGCUGGCCGCAUUCUUCUUUGAAUACGAUACUCCCCGAAUGGUGCUCGUCCGCAACAAGAAGGUGGGCAUCAUGUUCCGGCUGAUCCAGCUCGUGGUUCUGGUUUACGUAGUCGGGUGGGUGUUUGUCUACGAGAAGGGCUACCAGACUUCAGGUGGCCUCAUCAGUAGUGUGUCUGUGAAACUCAAGGGCCUGGCUGUGACACAGCUCCCAGGCCUGGGCCCCCAGGUCUGGGAUGUAGCUGACUACAUCUUUCCAGCCCAGGGGGACAGCUCCUUUGUUGUCAUGACCAAUUUCAUCGCGACCCCCCAGCAGGCUCAAGGCUACUGUGCAGAGCACCCAGAAGGGGGCAUAUGCACAGAUGACAGCGGCUGUACACCAGGGAAGGCUGAAAGGAAAGCCCAAGGCAUCCGCACAGGAAAGUGUGUGGCCUUCAACAACACUGUACACACCUGUGAGAUCUUUGGCUGGUGUCCCGUGGAGGUGGACGACAAAGUUCCACGCCCCGCCCUUCUCCGGGAGGCCGAGAACUUCACUCUCUUCAUCAAGAACAGCAUCAGCUUUCCACGCUUCAAGGUCAACAGGCGCAACCUGGUGGAGGAAGUGGAUGCUGCCUACCUGAAAACCUGCCUCUAUCACAAGACCACCCACCCGCUGUGCCCUAUCUUCAAGCUAGGCUACGUGGUGCAAGCGUCAGGCCAGAAUUUUAACUCCCUGGCCGAGAAGGGCGGGGUAGUCGGCAUCACUAUCGACUGGAACUGUGACCUGGACUGGCACGUGCGACACUGCAAGCCCAUCUACGAGUUCCACGGGCUAUAUGAGGAGAAAAAUCUGUCUCAAGGCUUCAACUUCAGGUUUGCCAGGUACUUCGUGGAAAAUGGGACCAACCACCGUCACCUCUUCAAGGUGUUUGGGAUUCGCUUUGACAUCCUGGUGGACGGCAAGGCUGGGAAGUUUGACAUCAUACCCACAAUGACCACCAUUGGGUCUGGCAUUGGCAUCUUCGGGGUGGCAACCGUUCUCUGUGACCUGCUGCUUCUCCAUAUCCUGCCUAAGAGGCACUACUACAAGCAGAAGAAAUUCAAGUAUGCAGAGGCCAUGGGGCCAGGGGAGGUAAGAGGGCUGUUUGAGUCAGGCCCUUCAAAGGCUUCACAUCCGUGUGUCUGUGUUGGGGGUGCCAGCUGUUUCCCUUAAGUCGACUUUUAUCCCAUCCACACACACACACAGGGUGAGCGUGACCUCGCAGCCACCAGCUCCGUCCUGGACCUUCAGGAGAACAUGAGGACGUCCUGACACUCGGCCCCUGACUCCUGACUAGACGUAGCAUGAGGCCUCAGGACAGGGCUCUGGUGGCAUCCCAGCCAGGACGGAGGGUCUCCCCAGGAGUUCUGCUGCCCUCUCAGCCAGGCAGACACCAGGUUGGACCUGGGGAGCUCAGAGUGGACCUGGGGAGAGACCUGUGUGAUUCUGGGCUCUGACUCCCACUCUGCACACCUCUAAGGCAGCCCCACUCUAGCCUCAGCCACUCCUGGUGGAAGGGCGGGGGCUGGACAGGUACACCUAGCUUUGCACUUCUCUCUCAGGGCCCUCAGUAUCCAUCCCCCUGUCUCAGUGUCUGGAUCUCUGCCCACCAAUGUGGCAGCCACUAGCCACAGAUGACUAUUUAAAUUUUAGUUAAUUAAAAUGGAAUAAAACGAAGAUUUCUAGAGGCUGCCAUAUUGGGCCACACAGAACAUUCUCAUCAUCACAGAAAGUUCUACUGGGAAGCUCUGCUCGAGCCCUGUUUCUCGUUGGCCUCGGAUUUCCCUGAGGAGCUAAGCCACAAAUCCGGUGCCUAGGCCCCUCCAGGCCUCCCGAAGCAGAAUCUUGAGUGCUGGGCCACAGGAGCUACAUGGUUAGCUAACACCCCAGACCAUUUUGAAACCUAAGUUUAAGAACCACUGCCCUAGAACUUUCUGACUCUAAGCCCUUGAUCAGGUGUCAGGCUUAGGCCUGGGACUGUAUCACCUGGCAGAUGGGGGCAUGGAGCAAGGUCUCAGACACUCUUAGCAUCUGUGUGGUUUACACACAUGCCACACAGUGUCUUGGGUACGCCCUCCCAUAUUCACACCCACCCACAUGCACAUACCCCUCCUGCCACACUGUGUAUUUGAGCAGCUUGGCCCCUACAAACACAACCAUCCAAGCACACUUACACCCCCAAGCACAGGCACAUGAGCCAUGCCAUGUCACCUCCAUGGGGAAGUGCUCCUCCCCAAAUGUAUCAGAUCAGGACAGCCUCUUCCGGCCAAGAGUCCCUACUAGCUACCUCGGGUCAGGGUGGGAGCCUUGACCAGAUCCUGGGCUCUCUGCCUAUGGCUCAGCCCCAGCUCCAAGGCCUGCCUGACUGUGUCUGAACACAAGGUCUGGGGAAAGCGAGGGGCGGAGUACAA